CCUCCUACUGCCCGUGUUUAGUUUGAUAGGCUAAUUCGGCGUGAAAACAGCCGUCGUUUUUAUUAAGAUCAGCAGUUCUGAAAGUAAAUUGUCAAGAAAGCAUGAGACAUAUGACAGUGUGUUGGUUUUGUAAAUGCAUUUUUUGCACAUCGCCUAUAUAAUAGCCUAUAGCCUACCUUACUUUCGAUUUAACUGGGAUUUCGUGGAAACUGAAACCGCCAAACGACAGCGAAAUGGAUGGAUUUCACAUGCCAGAAAAAAUUCAAGAGGAUCAUUUCAACAAAAUCAAGGAUGUGUUUGCUUCUGAAAGCCCAGAGAAAAUUCCCCAUCAGCUUAUUUCUCUUUUGGAGGUUUUUGACCAUUUUAAGAUAGAUAUCGCUGUGACUGGAGAGUCUGGUGCAGGAAAGUCUUCUCUUAUCAAUGUGUUCCUCAGACUGAAUCCUGAUGACACGGGGGCGGCUCCAACUGGAGCUGUAGAAACCACAAAGCAACCAACUAUGUAUCAGCAUCCAAAUCUCCCACACGUCAGACUGUGGGAUCUUCCAGGGAUGGGCACCCCUUCCUUUACAUCCAAGAGUUAUGUAAAGACAAUGAAUUUUGAUCUAUAUGACAUGUUUAUGGUUGUGAUAUCAGAGAGAGUCAGAGAAAACAACAUGCUUCUGAUCGACGAAAUUGGGCAACGAAAGAAGCCGUUUUAUUUUAUUAGAACAAAAGCUGAUAAUGAUAUGCUAUCCCAAAGAAAGAAAAGAACAUUCUCUGAAAAACGUGCAUUGGAUCAAAUGAGACGAGACUGUGAGAAGUAUCUGAAGGAGAAGAAAUUGGACCCCCACGUGUUCCUAGUUUCAGCCCAUGAGACACAAAAUUAUGAGAUGCAGAAGCUCACAGACACUCUUAAGAAUGAGGUUUCUCAGCUUAGAGCAGAAGUAUUUUCAAGUUUUCUGGACAAGAUGUUUCACGGAGGUUGGAUGAAUGCAAGGCAUGCGACACGCCACAUCCAACAGACUGAAAAACUUCAAGGUGACGACAUCACAACAUUGCAAAAUAUGUAUAAGCGCACAGGCUUUGGAGCCGCAAAAGUCAGUGUUGUACUAGAGGCUCUGAGUCACUUUCAGCUUGACGUAGCAGUUUUGGGUGAGACGGGGUCUGGAGCAUCCACUCUAGUAAAGGCCUUAAUUGGUCUUGAGAAUGAGGUGAGUGAUGCAGCAACAGCAUACAUCAGCAACCCUGCAAUGAGUCCUGGAUACCCAGAUGUCCGGUUCUGGGAUGUAUCUGGUAUAGAGGCACACAUGGAUUACUCAAUGAAUUGUACGAAACAAGUCCUGAAUUGGUAUGACUUCUAUAUCAUCAUUCUAUCAGACUGUCAGAAAGCACGGCAUAUAAAACUAGCUAAAGCAGUUGAACAACUAAGAAAGCAUUACCUCUUGGUCCAAACCAAAGCAGACUGUCAUCUACAGACGCGAACAGAUUUGUACUGUGAUGAGACUGAGAUACUUGAUGGGCUACGGGCACAAUAUACACAAGAGCUUCAGAUGGCAAAUCUGUAUGAACAACAGAUUUUUCUCAUCAACAGCCUAGACAGAAGUGCAUUUGACUUUAUAGGCUUGGAAAGUGCGCUGUCCGGUGACCUCAACACUGUCAGGGCAAGUGCUUUUGCAUAUUAUAUAGCAAGAAUUGUAAAGCAGAAUGAUCGCUGA
Molecule: messenger RNA, 1694 nt
Organism: Rhinichthys klamathensis goyatoka
Lineage: Eukaryota; Metazoa; Chordata; Actinopteri; Cypriniformes; Leuciscidae
Gene: irgq1
Product: immunity-related GTPase family, q1
Exons: 3
Coding region: 234-1694 (486 amino acids)
Cellular component (GO): membrane
Molecular function (GO): GTP binding
Source: RefSeq, a predicted model, not a curated record